CUCUCUCUCUCUCUCUCUCUCUGUUUGUCUGUCCACACACACACUCACCCACUCUCUCUCUCUCUCUCUCUAUCUAUCUGUUCUAUACACACUCACUCACUCUUACACCACCGCAUUGAAUAAUUGGAAAUACGAAAACUAGAACAGGGUUAGGUCAAAGGUCAAAAACUGAGCUAAAGGAAGGCCAUGGUUCCACAAAAGCAGACUUUUAGAGUUAAACGACUUACCGUACCACGCCAUAUUUAUUUCAGUGUACAAGGUCUGAAGGGUAAGCAUUUUGACAUUUUAAGUCUAAGAAUUUAAUUCAGCAGGUUCCUGGAACCGGUUUGGUCAUUGCUCGGGCAAACCGGUUGAUAAGUGUAGCAUAUUCUAUCUAACCGGUUGUCAAAUGUAGCAAAUUCUACCAAAACGGUUUAUAAAUUUAUUACAUUUUAUCUAACUGGUUGUUAAAUGUAGAAUAUUCUACCAAAACGGUUGAUAAAUGUAGUAUAUUUUAUCUAAGCGGUUUUUAAGAAUGUAAAAAAUAAAACAGAUUACGCAAAUAGCGUGGCGUCUAUUCUAUAACCGACGAGUAUCGAAAGAUUAUUGCUUGAUUGUCAGCACACCACUGAUCACAUUGCAUACCACUUCCAGUGAAAUACAUAUCAGUAACUUGAGUUUUGCACGCCUUGUAACCAAAUUAUGAAAUAUAAUUAUUUUUUAUUAUUUGUACAUGUAAUUCAAUUUUUUAAGUGUUCAGGAUAUUUCAAAUCUUAGAUGGACUUCCUCUCGUUUAGUUCUCUGUGUUGAAAAAGGAAGAUAGAAAACCGUUUUAGACAAGCUGUGCACAUCUAGACCAGAUUGAUAAAGUAGACUGUUAGGUAUGACGCCUUCCCGGUGCGUGAACUUUGCUCGACCCCAAAUUAGAUACCUAGCACACGCUACGUUCAUAGAUGGGCGUGGCUUAUCUCUUUGAUGUAUCAUGUUUACUACCGACUACCAAUUAAACACGGUUAGUCUGUCUCCUAGUAUCUUGUCGAAUGAUCGCGAUUUGUUCUAGAAACGUAAACAAAUGCUGAGUAGUUUCUGGAAGGCAGUGCUUACGUUGCAUAUAUAAAGGGAUUGAAAGACACGGAGAGAGAGAGAGAGAUUCAGAAGGAUAUUUUUAACUUUACGAGACGUAUAUUAUUCUUGGUGUGCUUAUAUCUGUUUGAAUUCGUCAUUAUUAAUUGGCACAUUGUAUUAAUUGUGUACCGGUACAAGAUUUUCCAAUAUUCUGUAAGUUGAUGAUUUGUAAUUAUAUUUUUUGUGCUUUGUAAUUGUAUUAUUACUAAAUUAAAUCUUAUUAAUUGUAAUUGGUACUGUUUUGGGUGUCGUAUUUUUGUUAUUGUAUUUCUCUAUGGUAUCGUCCUUUGUUAGGCACUGUUUGAACGAGCCAUAAAAUUAAAAUAGGAGAUUAAUUUCUCACAAUAGAAGACAGUGCGUAACAUAGACAAGCUGUGCACAUCUGGACGAGAUUGAUAAAGUAGACAAGCUGUGCACAUUUGGACGAGAUUGAUCAAGUAGACAUGCAAGCUGUGCAUAUCUUGACCAGAUUGAUAAAGUAGACAAUCGGUGCACAUCUGUGCCAGAUUGAUAAAGUAGACAUGCAAGCUGUGCAUACUGUUACGCACUGACUUAUAUUGGGAGAAAUUAAUCUCCUAUUUUAAUUUUAAUUGGCUCGUUGUAAACAGUGCCUAACAAAGGACGAUACCAUAUAAUCAACAAUAUUAAAGAUACGACCCAAAACAGUUUCUAGUCACAAUUAAUUACGAUUUAUUAUGUCUUAAGAUAAUUACAAAAUAAAAUAAAAUAAAAUUACAAUCUUCAACUUACAGUAUGGUAGAUCUCGUACCGGUACACAUUUAAUACCAUUAGAAAUAAUGAUGCCAAUAAAUAAUGCGAAAUAAACACAUAUAAGUAGGAGCACACAAAUACACAAAAGAAUAAAACACGCCUCGUAAUGUUAAGAAAAUCUAGGUGAAAAAUCUCCCUCGUCGUGCCUGUCAAUCCCUUAUAUAUAUGUGGAGUAAGAUGCUUCGAGAAGGGCUUAUGACGUGUUGUUUACAUAUCUCGGGUUAAGGAGUAUAUUCCAGAAAUUACCCGAAAACAAUCUACCCAAUGCGUAAUUGGAAGCCGACUGUAAACAAGAUACUUCAAAGACCUAAGCCACACCCCUUUGUGAACACAGCGUCUCAUGCGGGGUCAAUCAGAGGGCACGCACGAGAAAUAUGAUGUAAACAAGCUCUCUAUAACACCUCCCCUCUUAAAAGAAAAAAAUUUCAUUGUUCAAAAAUGGAAUUCUUUUUCCAUUAAAAUUGAAGAAAGUACAUUUCUUACUCUCAAAAUAUUAGACAAAAAACUUCUUAACAGCUUAUAAACAAUAACAUAAGUGAAAAUUAAUUUCUGGACAAAGUAUCUGCAAUGACAUUGUCUUUGCCUUUAAUAUGUUUGAUGUCCAAAUUAUAUUCUUGUAAAAAUAGGCUCCAUCUUAACAAUCUUUGAUUUUUGGAGACCAUCUUAUUCAAAAAUGUUAAAGGAUUGUGAUCAGUAAAAACAAGUACUGAAUGUAAAGAACAACUGACAUAAAAAUCAAAUUGUUGGAGAGCAAGAAUUAAACCUAAACAUUCUUUUUCUACAGUGGAAUAGUUUUUCUGAUGUGAGUUAAAUUUCUUUGAGAAAUAAGAGACAGGAUGAUCUACAUUGUGGUCAUCUUCUUGAAAAAGAACUGCACCAAUGCCAACAUCACUGGCAUCUACAGCUAAUUUAAACUGUUUGUUAAAGUCUGGUGCAAUGAGAACAGGAGCAUUAGCAAGUAUAUUUUUAAUGUUUUCGAAUGCUUCCUGACAAGCAUCUGACCAAUGAAAUUUUGCAUUUUUCUUUAACAUAUUACUUAAAGGAGAAGCAAUAACUGAGAAAUUUUUGCAAAAUUUUCUAUAAUAACCUGCCAUUCCCAAAAAUCUCAUUAACUGUUUUCUAGUAGUGGGUGGUGGAAGUGAUACAAUAGCAUUUAUCUUAGCUUGAACAGGCUUUACAUGACCUUGACCCACUAUGUGACCUAAAUAUUCCACAGUUGCAUGACAAAAUUCACAUUUAUUUAAAUUUACAGUUACAUUUGCCUGCAAAAAUUUUUUAAACAGAGAUCUUAAUUGGUUUACAUGAGUUGAAAAAUCUUGACUGUAAAUAAUUACAUCAUCAAUAUAGGCGCUGCAAUUUUCCUGGUCAGCAAUAAUGUUAUUUACAAGACGUUGGAAUGUAGCUGGGGCAUUUUUCAUUCCAAACGGCAUUACUUUAUAUUGAUAUAAACCAUCUGGAGUACAAAAAGCAGAGAUUUCUUUUGCUCUGUCAGAUAGAGGAACCUGCCAAUAACCUGAUAGUAAGUCUAUCUUGGUUACAUAUUUGGCAUCACCUAUUCGAUCUAUAAGAUCGUCUAUCCUUGGAAUCGGAAAGGAAUCAGUCUUUGUGAAUGCAUUCACUUUCCUGAAGUCAGUACAAAACCUGUAACUUUUGUCAGGCUUUGGGACUAAAAUACAUGGUGAACUCCAGUUACUAGAGCUUGGUUCAAUUAUAUCAUUUUCAAGCAUGUAUUUUAUUUCAGACCGGAUUAUUUCAAGUUUUUCCGGAUUGACCCUAUAGGGGUGUUGCUUGACCGGAACUGCAUUGCCAAUGUCAACAUCAUGUACAGCAAUGUUGGUUUUAUUAGGUACAUCAGGGAAGAGUAAAACAAAAUCUGCAAUAACAGACUUAACAACAUCCUUCUCUGACAAUGACAAAUGUCCUAGUUUCUUAUCUAAGUUGGCCAGUAUUUCUGAAUUUUUAAGUUUGUAAUUACCAACUUUUUCUGGGACACUAUCAAAGGUUUCAGUAACAUUUUCUUUAAGUACUGAAGUUACAGUUGAGAUUGUGUUAACAUUUGUUUCUGAGGAUGGACAAUGAUCAUCACAUUUUCUAUCAAAAUAUUCUUUUAACAUGUUAAUGUGACAUAACUGUUUCUUUCUUUUACGAUCUGGUGUUAACACAAUGUAAUUUAAAUCAUUGAUUUUGGACUCAACAACAUAAGGACCAAAAUAUCUAGCUUGUAGUGCUUGCCCUGGUAUCGGCAACAGCACAAGCACUUUGUCCCCUGAAGCAAACUGUCUGAAUUUUGACUUUUUGUCAUACCAAACUUUCAUUUUAGAUUGUGAAUCUUUUAAAUGUAAUUUAGCCAAAUUAACGGCAUUAAAAAGUUUAGUUUUAAAUUUUUGGACAUAGUCAAGAAGUCCUUCCGUGGGUGCCGAUGACAUCCACGUGUCUUUUAAAAGUUUAAGGGGACCGCGAACCGUGUGGCCAAACACCAGUUCGAAGGGGCUGAAUCCAAGUGAUUCUUGAACUGCUUCUCUUGCGGCGAACAGUAGCAUGUUGAUGCCUUCAUCCCAGUCUUUCUCUUGUUCUAGGCAGUAGGUUCUCAUCAUGUUCUUCAGCGUCUGAUGGAAUCGCUCAAGUGCUCCCUGUGACUCAGGAUGAUAUGCACUCGACAAGCAGUGUUCUAUGCCCAACUGUUUCAUCACUUGUUUGAAUAUUCCAGCCUUGAAGUUGGUUCCUUGGUCAGACUGUACAGACUUCGGAAGACCAAACAAUGUAAAAAACUUCGUCAAGGCUUUGACGAUGUUCGGAGUCUUGAUAUUGCGAAGAGGAAUAGCUUCUGGGAACCUUGUUGACGCACACAUGAUUGUCAGCAAGUAUUGGUGACCUGAUUUUGUCUUUGGCAGAGGUCCAACGCAGUCUAUAAUAACGCGACUGAAAGGUUCUUCGAAUGCUGGAAUGGGUUGAAGAGGAGCUGCUGGUAUCUUCUGAUUUGGUUUCCCUACAACCUGACAAGUAUGACAUGAUCUGCAGUAUUCAACCACAUCUUUCUUGAUUUUGGGCCAAAAGAAGUGCGACGUGAUUUUGUGAUAUGUCUUCUUUACUCCCAAAUGCCCUGAAAGUGGUGAGUCAUGGGCUAAGUUCAGGACUUCGUUCCGGAAUGGGGUAGGAACUACUAUUUGAUGAACUAUCCUCCAUUCUUCGUCAGCAUUUGCGUCUGGAGGUCGCCAUUUCCUCAAAAGUAUGUCAUCUUGAAGGUAAUAACAUAUAGGGAAUUGUUCAGCUUCUUCUUGGGUCAAAGCGUUCUCUCGAAGUUUGACUAUUUCUGGAUCACUCUUCUGUUCUUCAAUAAGUUGCAUUCGAGUUGGAGUCUUGUAAUUACUAGCCUCUUCAUUAAGACUUGCAAAAAAUGUUUUUCCCAGGUCAAUUUCAGGAAGAAUUUUAUUGCCUUUUUGUGAAAUCUCUUUUGUGGAGAUCUUGGAACUCAUGGCCCUUGUCACAGCACAUGCUGGAUACAAUUCUUGAUCUUCUUCCUGAUUUUCAUUUAAACAAGGUUCAUGAGUAACGAUGGGCUCGGCUAUCACCUUCCCACCAGCUAAGUCAUUGCCUAGCAGCAACGAGAUGCCGUCCAAUGGUAAUGUUGGUCGGACACCCACAACCACAGGUCCGGAGACUAAGUCUGAUUUUAGGUUGAUGAGAUGUAAAGGUACAUCUAUGCAUCCCAGCUCUACACCUCGUAACAGGAUGUUGCUCCCAGUAGCAGUAGAUUCAGAUAAGGGAAGUAUACCCUCAAGUAGCAAGGACUGUGAAGCACCUGUAUCUCGUAAGAUUUUGAUUGGUUGUAGACUGGAAAAAUCACCUGGCAGUGAUACGAAUCCUUCCGAUAUGAAAGGCAUGAAGUCUUGUAUGACAUCAGUAGUUUCUGAUGUAGAAUUUUGGACCUUGGUAGGUAAACUCUUGUUGGAGUCUUGAGAACAUUCGGCUAGGGUAGAGGAAGUAAAACUCUGGGUAGAGUCGUCAAAACUUGCACACAAGUCCUCAGUAAAACGCCCUCUGGAGGUAGACCUCUUCUUGGAGCAAAAGGAUCUUGGCGACAAGCUCAUAAAACUCGCAGUCGAAGCAGGAACUUGGCUGGAGUCAGUAAAACUAGCCUUAUUGUUCAUAAUGGAACUCUUUGAUGAGUCGUGACAAACCUCUUUGAAGUUUGUAUGGACAUCUGGAGAGCAAAAACUCUUGAAUUUUGAAAAUGUGUUUCCAGAUGUAUGACGAGACGUACAAGCGGAGACUUUGUGUUGUGUACCAGGAUGUGUGGUCUUCUCAGUUUUCUUCUUGAGUUUCCAGCAAUCAUCCCUCGUAUGUCCUUCUUUUUUACAGUAGGCACAUGUGUCUUUUGCACCAAUUUCUUUCGUACCGGGCUUGAAUGGUUUUUGUGGAGGUUUACUGUAAGUUGAUACAGCUGUCUUAUUGUGCCUGUCAUUUUUGGUGUCAGAUGGAUUCUUGGAAAGUUGAUGUGAGAUGGUGAAGUCGUCGGCUAACACUGCUGCCGUAUGUGCGUCACCUUCGCCACGGUCUGCAAUAUGUAUUCGCACCUCAGUACGAACACAGUUCUUGAACUCCUCCAUCAGAAUGAGGUUCUUGAAUUUCUUGAAGUCUGUCUCGGUGUUGGUUGCGUGCAGCCACUUGUCCAGGAGCCGUUCCUUUUCCCGGAGGAACUCAACAUGAGUCUGGCCAUCACGUUUCCACAGUUCCCUAAACUUUUUACGGUAUGCUUCGGGGACACAUUCAUAAGCCUUAAGUAUUAAUGAUUUUACUAGGUUAUAGUCCCCGCGCUGUUCCGCAUUCAGGGACACAAAGACUUCAGAUGCCCUUCCGGUCAAGGCUGGUUGAAGUAAGGUGGACCACAUAGUUUCAGGAAUUUUAAAAUUUUGGGCAGUUAUCUCAAACUGUGCAAAAUAUUGGUCAACCUCUUUUUCUGAAAAUUUAGGGAUUACUUUUGCAAAUUUAAUUGCAUCGCAACCUUGACCGGCUGGAGCCGUGAGUCUAUUUUCCAUUGCUCCCAAAUUGGCUGUUAUUUCCAUUUCUUUUAAUUUGAUUUGUAGCUCUUUCUGUGCUUCCAACUCCAGCUGUUUAAGCUCACGUUCUUUAUCUAGCUCCAGCUGUUUAAGCUCACGUUCUUUUUCUCUCUGGGCAUCUAGUUCCAUUUGUUUGAGCUUUAGUUGGAGCUCCAUACUUGGAUCAGUCGGUUGUGUGACUGAGGCAAGUUCAUCUUCAGAUAACAUGUCUUCAUCCACAAAGUGAACGAUGAUCAUGUCUCGUAUGGUCUUUUUUACGGCCGAAUGAGCUACAUUUAUUUCUAGAGCUUUAGCAAUGGAAAAUAGCUCCUUCCUAGAACAUUUGUCUAAUGCCUCUACUGAUGGGUUUUCAAUAUCAAAAUCCAUUUUGACACAGGCAAAAUAUAACAAUGAUUUUUAUAAAAAUUUAAGCUUAGUGCACACACUAAUGAAAAAAAUUGUAACCAGCUCUGUUGUUGGUGUCGUAAAAUGGUAUCGUGUACUCAAAAUUAAUCUGAGUAUAUUAAAGUAAACAGUGGGUCAAAAUCCACAGAAAAACACUCAAUUUAUUAUUGGUGUAAUAAAAAUUAUGGAUUAAAAUUAUCCUCGGAAAAUCCCACAAUUUGUUAAAAUUGGGGUCUAAUGAGAAUAAAAUAUGGAUUCGGUUAUCGCGGACGAUGCCCCCAAUUUGUUAGAAUUGGGGUCUUGAGAAAAAUAAUAAUAUAGAGUCCGCUAUAUCCGGGACGAGCAACCCAAAUUGUUACGCACUGACUUGUAUUGGGAGAAAUUAAUCUCCUAUUUUAAUUUUAAUUGGCUCGUUGUAAACAGUGCCUAACAAAGGACGAUACCAUAUAAUCAACAAUAUUAAAGAUACGACCCAAAACAGUUUCUAGUUACAAUUAAUUAAGAUUUAUUAAGUCUUAAGAUAAUUACAAAAUAAAAUAAAAUAAAAUUACAAUCUUCAACUUACAGUAUGGCAGAUGUCGUACCGGUACACAGUUAAUACAAUUAGAAAUAAUGAUGCCAAUAAAUAAUGCGGAAUAAACACAUAUAAGUAGGAGCACACAAAUACACAAAAGAAUAAAACACGCCUCGUAAUGUUAAGAAAAUCUAGGUGAAAAAUCUCCCUCGUCGUGCCUGUCAAUCCCUUAUAUAUAUGUAGAGUAAGAUGCUUCGAGAAGGGCUUAUGACGUGUUGUUUACAUAUCUCGGGUUAAGGAGUAUAUUCCAGAAAUUACCCGAAAACAAUCUACCCAAUGCGUAAUUGGAAGCCGAUUGUAAACAAGCCACUUCAAAGACCUAAGCCGCACCCCUUUGUGAACACAGCGUCUCAUGCGGGGUCAAUCAGAGGGCACACACGAGAAACACCAUGCAAACAGGCUCUCUGUAACAAUACGUUGACCAGAUUGAUAAAGUAGACAGUCUGUGCACAUCUGGACCAAAUGACUAGCUCCAAACACGGCACACCGUCGAUUCAGAUAUCAAAAGAUGUUAACUGGCUGCUAUAAAACGAUAAUAGAAUAAUAAUAAUAAUAAUAAUAAUUACAUAUGUAUCAAUCAACACUUAAAAGCAAACAUUAUUCAUGUGUACCCGUACUUCUUUAAAAAGAUAAAUGGACAGUAGACUAUUUAAAUGAGUUGUGGGGCGGGCAUCGCCUAACAUAUGAUUGAGAAGGUUUCAAAAAACAUCGAAACCAAAAAAAAAAAGGUUACAUCCGCUUGGCAUCAGGUCGUUUUGUCUUUCCCAGCGUGUAAAUUAUCACAUUUUGCGUAAAUGCAGCUCGCACUAGCAAAGUCUGUUGACUAACUAAAGAAAUUCGUUCACACACGCUUUGCAGCCUGUGGUUGAAAAAAAAAACAACAAAACAAACCCACCCCCAAAAAAAUAAACAAAAAAAAAAAAAAUAGCAAAGUCUGUUGACUAACUAAAGAAAUUCGUUCAAACACCCUUUGCAGCCUGUGGUUAAAAAAAAAAACAACAAAACAAACCCACCCCCAAAAAAAUCAACAAAAAAAAAAAAACAGCAACAACCACAACACAACAGUAUUAAAACGUAUUAACAUAAGAAUGGCUUUGGCAGUUCUUUAAGACAAUACAAAAUGCUUUAAACAAAAACUCGCUUUUCCAAAACUGUUCUUGGCAGUAGGCUGUACCAUGGACAUUAACCCCCAAACUUCAGAGUUGUCACAGUCACACGACUAAAAACCGUGGGACGCCCAUGAAAUACAUUGAUGUCGCAUGACAUGACGCACAGAAUGUUGGACACGCCCAUCAAAUACAUUGAUUUCGUAUGACAUGACACACAGAAUGUUGGACACGCCCAUGAAAUACAUUGAUGUCGCAUGACAUGACGCACAGAAUGUUGGACACGCCAAUGAAAUACAUUCAUGUCGCAUGACAUGACACACAUAAUGUUGGACACAUGUAUACGUUUGUGUUGUUGUCAGCAAACACGUGAGAAAACAGUUUUUUUUAUACAGGUUAUAUAAUCACGGGAUCUCACAACUACCUCGCACUACUUGUUGUAUGCUCCCUUCGGUAGUGAUCUUGACAAGCGGAAUGGAAUUAGCGGUAUCGCUGCGUGCAUGUCUUUGCGCUUUGCAAAGAACAUUGAGUUCAUGGGCUGUAACAACUCUGAAGUUUUGAGGGACAUUAUUUGAUAGUUAGUUAUAAUUCAUUUUCGGAAAAGCGUUAUUUCUAAAUAAAACAAAAAGUAUUUUUGUUUAUCUUCAUUUAUUUUGUACUUUUUAGUCUUUAUUAUCAUUAAUUUAUAUUCCUUUAUAGCCUGUUUGUAUUGUUCCGGGGUGGGUAAGUGUACACAUCAUCACCCCCAGUUAGACCUCAUGUAGUGGGUCAAAAUUGAGAUGCAAGUUUUCCCCCCACACACACACUAACAGCGGACAGAGCAACAUAAGAGAAAGCGUUUACAAAUAGUUUUCAUUUUCUGUUUUUCUAAAUAUCAGUGGGGGAGAAAUCUAGAAAUGAUAGAGCGAAGGAGAGAUAAAUAGUUUAUCGAGUAUGACAUGUUUGUUAUUAUCCUGCAGCGCGUCGUGUGACAUCAUGGACUGGUCAACUGUGUUGAUAGCCAGCACCGUCCUGCUGGUCAUCUACUGGUGGUUCUCAAGAAAAGACAACAAGCUACCCCCGUACCCAACGAAACCCUUACCCAUUGUUGGUCAUUUGUUCACCCUGAAGCCGGACGUGCGACCCCAGUUCAAGGAAUGGCACAAACGAUUUGGGGAGAUCUUCUGGUAAAAAGAUCCAAUAAAUAUGACCUUUGACACCAUAUUAACUUAAGUUAUGUUCAAAUAUUUUAUUGGCAAAAUCUCUUGAAUUUAAAGUAGAAUAUGUUACCAGAUCUUAGCCGGGUAAUAAUGGAAAGCAUGUUGCACCCCGCUGUUCCACGCCGUACCACGCUUUACCCACUGUACCAUGCUAUACCCGUUGUACCACACUGUACCCGCUGUAUACGCUGUACCACAUGGGCGCCCGCAGGUAGGCGCAAGGUGGGGUACUUUGCCCCCCCCCCCUGAAUUGAUUGGAUAAAAGAAUUUUAGACAAAAAUAGACAAAAAAUGUAUUAAAGUAAAGAGAAAAUAAAGAGAAAGUAACUAAGCUGAUGCCCUCUCCGUUCGUUCACCAUACAAAUACGCUACAGUAAAUUAAAACUACAUUAAAACAUUACUAAAAAAAAAUUGCCUCCCCCCCCCCUGGAAAGUUAAUCGAUUUUUUGACCGCCCUCCCCCCCUAGAAAGUUUUCUGCGGGCGCCCAUGCUGUACCAUGCUGUACCCGCUGAAGCACGCAUAAAUUUUACCCAAACCAAACACCUUGCACGGAAAUGGGCGUUGAUAUACAGCAUACACAUCUUCUUAUAUACAAUUGUUUAACGUACAAUAUUUUAAUAUUACAUGCAUACUUGAUGAGAGCAUAGCUUGAGAUACGAAGUUCGCGAAAAUUUAAACACAAUGGAAUGUUAGAAAGAGCGUUAACACCCAAGAACACAGUAUAGAGAUAAAGGCGAUGUAGGGCCUGCAUGGAAUCGCCAAUGAUUGUCUCUUUGAAAUAUUGCAUGUAAUCGGUGAGUUGCGUUUAAUAUUGACGUGUAACAUUCAACACCCAUAAGAUGCGCAUUGAGCACUCUCCCGUUGGCACAUAUUUUAACAGGCUAAAUCAUUACAGGGACCCUACCUGCCGACAUUGCAGCCUGGUCCCAGAUUCUCUAGCGCAUCUGUUGACCCAGUGUCUCCCUCCCUAGAGGUUUCAAGGGAGGUCAGGGCGGCGGGAGAGCCCUACGUGAGAAAAAAAAAUGUUACAUGGCAAAUUUUAACAGAUGGAGCUGAUCGCCAAUGUACUAGCCGGGGUCUUAAGAGAGUAAUCUCAGACCCCUCACCCGAAUAUGUGCGUUUGAUAGUUCUACAUUAAACAAAAAUCUUAAUCAGAUAAGAAAGAGAAUGUAACACAUGCUGUUGUAUUGCCGAUAGAGCAUGGUUAACUAAUGCCUUAUUCACUGUCAUGGAUGCCGCUAUCACUUCCAUCGUUAAUUCUCUCACUCUUCAAAUUCAAACUUAGCUGUCCUCUCACACAAUGAAUUGUCAGCGUCCAAUGAAAUUAUACUGUACUUUAUUAUAUAAAUUAACACAACAAUAAUAAGCCUUGCCAAGAUAUCCUGCAAUAAUUCUAGGAUGCAAUUAUCACACACUUAUUCAAUAUUCCACAUCAAAAUUGAUUCACAAUACUUCAAUAAUCCAUAUGAGAGAAAAUAAAACAGGUCUGCUCCCUGUCAGAUAAAAUCGUGUACUGCACCGCUCUACUAAAGCGUGCGGUCUACUUACGCUCUAGAAUUUAGUUCCCUAUUUUUCUCGGAACUCUCAAUGUUAUAAUAAAAUUACUACGCCAUUCUGACAUGAUAGUGUCGUGUGUAAACUCGACACAGCCAACUUGGUCUGUUACAGAGAAUUUUUUUUUUUUUUUUUUAAAUAAAGAAGGAGAAUUCGUUGUUUGUAAGAAGGUGCCAACGGAACAUCUACUGCCAGUAUAGCUACUGCGAUGAGUAGAGAUUGUGUUAAUAAAGUGUUAUGAUUGUGAGAUCAGAUUAACUGUAACUAAAGUAGACCAUUAUUUUAUAUCAUGUGACGGGUAGCUCAUUGUGUCCCACGUCAAAAGUUUGUGCAACUGAAACUAUUAUUACUGCCAUGCUAUCUAUUUUAUUCCAGUUUAAACAUGGCGGGAAGACACCUGGUCAUUCUCAACGGAUAUGACGUCAUUAAAGAAGCUUUUGUGAAAAAGGCCGACGAGUUUUCAGACAGAGCCCCUUUCUUCUUUGACGAGGUAUAAAAAAAAACAACACAUUUAGACUUCUUCAUGAAGCAUGUAGCCUUUUGCUUGUUAUUUAAUAAAGAAAUUUAAUGAUGUACUAAAUAUCAGGUUGAAACUGACCAUUUAAUGCCAACCAAAAUACAGUGGUACCUCGGGUUACGAACUUAAUUCGUUCCAGAACUCGGUUCGUAACCCGAAACGUUCGUAACCCGAGGCAUCACUGUACAUUAUGUUUGGUUAUCAGGAUGAUUGACUGGUUGAUUGUUUUUUUUUUUGUGUUUUUUUUUUUAUACUUUUGCAGGCGACUGGAAUGUUUAACAAAGGAAUAACGUUCGCCAACGGACAAAACUGGAAGGAACAAAGGUCGGUGACGUUGUCCAUUCUCAGAAACUUUGGCAUGGGCAAAAAUCUCCUGGCGGAACUGAUCCAAGCCGAGGUCGAGGCCUUCGUAGAGCUGGUGGUCAGUUUAAAUGGGCAGCCCACGAAUAUGAGGGUCAACACCAACAUGACCCUGGCCAAUGUCAUCAGCGCAUUUGUCGUCGGUCGGAGAUUCGAGUACGACGACCCGACGUUUCAGGAACUCAUGAGAAAGCUGAGGAUUCUCGUCGGGGGUCAAACGGCCAGCGAAUACAUCAACUUUCUCCCGUUUCUCAGCAAACUGCCUGGGGAUUAUUUCGGCGCCAAGCGCCUGGCGGCUAACGCGAAGGAUGUCAUGGAUUUCCUAUUAAAAAAAUUCGUCAGGGAAAUGAGGAAAGAUAACCCAGACGCGGACACGGCGAACAACUUUGUGGCGGCUUACUUGGUGGGCAGAAACAAGAAAACGAAAGCCGGCGAACUGACGCUCGAGGACGAGGAAAACAUCGUCAAGACCAUAAGCGACCUCUAUCUGGCAGGCGCGGAAACGACCAGCACGGCGCUGCUCUGGCUCCUGCUGUACGCAACCGCACACCAAGACGCGCAGCAGAGAGUCCACGAGGAAAUCGAGAGGGAGAUCGGCAGCGAGCGUCACCCGACAAUCCAGGACAGGACAAAGCUUGUGUACCUCAACGCCUUCAUCUUGGAGUCGCAGAGGCUGGCCAGUGUGGCCGGCCUGGGGUUCACCCACCUCAACCCCGAGGAGGCGACGCUGAGAGGGUUUAAAAUUCCCAAAGGAAGUUUCAUUAUCCCGAAUUUGGACUCCAUCCUGCACGACAAGAAAAUCUGGGGCCCUGACGUCAUGUGCUUCAAACCGGAACGGUUCAUCACGAACGACAGAAAACUGAAAAUUCCGGAACAGUUCAUUCCAUUCUCCAUCGGGCGCCGCGUCUGCCUUGGCGAGGGUUUGGCCAACACGGCCAUGUUCUUGUACGCGGCCGCCUUGUUCCAGAGGUUCCAGAUGUUGCCGAGGGACGUCACCUCCCCUCCUGAGGUUAAGUACGUGUUUGGUCUGGAUGUUUCCCCGGUGCCUUUUGAGGUUCGAUUUAUCGACAGGAGGAAGAUUUGACUUGAUUUUAAGACCUGGGAAUGACAUGGUUACGAUGAACUACUCGUUUGUUUCCAUGAAUAAUUUGUCAGUUGUCGGUAUUUUGUUUAGCAAGAAUAGCGACACAUUUUGUUUUUUUCAUAUUUUCUCAUAUGUUUCUGUUUUUGUGAAUGUAGAAAGUUGUAAGAUUUUAUUCUAAAUAAAAAUGAUGCCACCAGGGCCGUAUUAAGACUUGCGGAGGCCCCGUGGGCAGCUCCAAUUUUCCUUCCUUUCCAUUGGCAAAUAAAAAUGAAAAAAUAAAAAAAAAGGUUAGCCAGAGGUUUAUAUAUAUAUAUUAAGGCGUUAAAUCAUAUUCAUAAAGUCUAUAUGACGUCUAGUUUUGUUUUGUAGGGACUCACUUUCGAGAGUUGAAACUGAGCAGGUAUUUCUUAAAGGUACGUUCAUGCACCCCCCCUCCCGCACCCUCCCCC
Messenger RNA from Lymnaea stagnalis (great pond snail), 14159 nucleotides. NCBI's taxonomy places the organism in Eukaryota, Metazoa, Mollusca, Gastropoda, Lymnaeidae. The record is from the annotation of a GenBank genome assembly.